GCAUGGGUACUGCCGGAUAUGGCAAUUUCUGCACCGGGAAAGGCAGAUGACGCGCUUCGCAAGUUACCACCGCCGGUCGCGGUUAUUGCGUUCUUAGUUAAGAUGCUCUCAUAUCCAGCGCGUUACGUUCUUCUGUGGCUCUCUUUCGUUCGCCGUUACUUUCAUCCACAUACCACAGGUGCAUUCCCUCUCCCUCUCCCUCUCCCUCUCCCUCUCCUGCUCUUCCCUCUCCCCAUCCUCAUCGUCAACGAUGCCGCCCUCCCUCCUCUGGCGGCGCAAGACCUCGACACCCUUUUUUCCCGGCGCAUGGCCAAAUUCCUCCGUCUCCUCCCACGGCGAUGACGCCGGAGGCCGCAUCGUGACCGGGUCUGUGCCGGACGACCCACCUCAGCUCCCCGAGCUGCUGCACGUCCGGGCGCAGCACCGGGGCGCCAGCGCCGUCGACGCUGAGCAGGGCGACAUUGAGAUGGGCAUGGGCGUCGGCUGGAUGUUCCCGACGGCGCUUGAGCACCAUGGAUUUGAGGAUAAUGGGUUUCCCGUUGGUGUGCUGAACACGCCCGCGCUGACGUGCACUCCUGAGAUGAGUGAUUUGCCUCUGAACACGAGCGUAUCGCAGGAUACGACGUUUACGGAGGUAUCGGACUCUGAAGGCGUCCUCACGCCAGAAUCUAAUCACGAUGCGCCAUGGAAUGCGCCGCCCAUAAGCGACUCUCAAAAGAUGAUGCCGGACUUUCUCACCCCAUCCGUCGCGUAUCCAGACAAGUACGCAGAUGAAAGUUACGCCACGACACGUAGCAUACCUUCGGGACACGAUACCUCCUUAGAGACGAUUCCCGCUAGACCCAAGCAUUUCAACAAUAAUACCAGCAUACCAAUGACGGACGCGACGCCCGAUACCACGAUGUCAACGUCACUUAGCUUCCUCGAUCAGCCGGUUCUGAAUUUUUCUACGAUCAGUUUGGACUUUACGAGCAUAUCAUACGCUACAGCGUCCAUGGGAGACAGCCCAUCCUCUGUCGGCUCACCGUCAAAUUCCAUGUCCGCUGCAUUCAGUGCCUCAUUUCCAUUAUCUGGAGAUAUAGAUGCGGCUUUGGAGGAUCCACGGGAGACCUCAAUUUCACGGGCUAGCGCGCAAGAGCACACUGCCAAGUCACUCGGUGGAGAGCAUAAUAUGAACACAGGGAAUCCUUCUCAUCCCUCAUCCGUCUCCGCAUACAGUUUUGCCGACUCGCCCGUUCUCCCACCCGAAGCAGACUCGGGCCACAGCCCACACGUCCUCGUGCACAAGCAGCCGUCUCCUCGCACAUCCGCUGACCUCGACGCGUUCGCGCGUGCCGCUGCGGCUGCAGCGUCCGCGAUGAGCUCAACGCUAUCUUUGCCCGCCUCUAUCCACUCCGCAGUGGUAUGCGAAGCGGAGAGAGUCAUUAUUGCACGUAAAGCGUGCGCGUCACCACAUAUGCGCGCAUAUACGAGCGACUCGGAUGCUCCGAGUCUUGCGCUGGCGGUGAAUGCUUGUGCGACCACAAGUGACGGGCACGGCCACCGGUACGAUGACUCCGAACCGACUCCAGAGGCGGAAGCUGAGAACGAAGAUCCUGUUGACCUUGAGGGCGCGAAGAUAAUGAAAGCGCGGAUUCGCAGGCAAAGUGCCCCGCUGCCCCAUUCGCCACACACGCCUCUCCCGAGGGUGACGCGUACGAUUAGCAGUCCUGUGGACGUUGGGCCUCCUCCCGAACAAGGAGUGCGUGAGGGUGCAGGGAGGGACCGCCCGAUGAAGCUCCUUGUGUUCGGCAGAAUGCGGAAAUUGGGUGGGCGAAUCGUCAGCCUUUUUGGAGGGAAGGGCGCCGAGAAAGAGCGAAGAGGAAGCUUAGACGGCAGUGCAAAGCUGGGAGUGCAAAGGACGACGACGACAGCCGUGACGGAGGUAGGAUAUAGGCCGAUGCAUCCCAUUCCUGCGCCGGAGAUUCCUGCCAGAGACGUGCGUACCUCGCGCCGCUCUUUGUCGCUGCCGAUGUCGAUGUUGCCUUCUGUCUAUCCGAGGACGCCGAAGACGCCGAGAUGCGAGUCGUUCCUGCCCUUGGAGGAUGAGGCUGCCGGGCAUCCGUUGCUGUCGAGGCCAUUUCACAUGCGUGGCCACAAGUCGGCUUCAGUGCAGCCUGCUGCUGAGAACCACAAGGAAGGAGGUCACAUCAUCCGAGCGCGGACAGUCACUGCUCCUACGAUAGAGACAAUCAGUGGUAUAGAUGGACGGCGCGAGGCCCAGAAAGCACGACGGUUCUCCGUGUCUUCCGUCCUGACGAAGUCGAGGAUGGACGCGCUGAAAGCGACGGUCAUGCCUCAUCCGCCGGUGCCGGACUUUCCCCGGUCGGUCGAUCAUGAACCCGUGAAUGUGGAUGACAGCGUGGUUUAUGCAUUGCCAGUGAGACCGAUGAGCAUGCUCAGUGGUAUAGGCUUGGAUGCUAGACAGAGCGAGGUGAAUGUAGGACCGUCGAGGUCGGCUGCGGCUCAUGUGGCGGACAAGAAGAGUAGUAAGAGGCCAGCAGGACAUGCGAGCAUUGCGCUCGGAAGUUCGAGUGAGAGCGGCGCGAAGAGGACGGUGGAUGACUCGCAUGCGUCUCGUUCAAGUCCUGCAGCACUGGAGGAGACGGUCAAGCUGGAGAAGCGGAUGGACGAAAGGGAUGAGGUUAGGCCGACCAGCAUGGACCGGCAAUCAAGAGGGAGUAUGAUCGAGGUGAGCGGAUCGCAUUUCAGGAUGCAUCAGCCAAGUAAGGGCAAGGACGAGCAGCGCGCCGCGCUCGGUGUCGCGUACAAUCCGGACGAAGGUUUACCUGACACGACCAUGCUAGCGACGGAGCCUACGAGGAUUCCGUCUUCACCAGCGAGCGCCAUGUACGAUCGUCUACCCGUGGAAUCCUCAAAUGCUGUACAGCAACCGCAGAGGAGUACCGAACCCAACGAUCAAGCCGAGAUACAAGUACAAUCGCGUAGGUUCUCGUUGUCAUCUGUGAUCUCCAGGCGAGCGAUGCGUGCGAGGAGCAUGAUUGUUUCUGUCGGAAGGCGCAGCGAUCUCGACGUGACGGAGCCCACUACGCCAACUGGUCCGUCUAGCAUAGGACGACGCGUUCGGGGCAGCACUUUCAGUACGAUCCUCGACGCCGGGGUGCGCUUCGACAUGUUCACUCCCGGGUUCGGGUUCUCGAUGCCGUCGUCCCCGCCACGCCCCGCGCGUGCGGAGACAGCGUCGCCAACUUCUCACCUGUCGAACGACCUUGAUUUCCGUAGAAGUCGUGCACAGACUACGCCGGAAAUGCUGGAGGUUGGUGACUACGUCGCCAGCAGGCCCGAAUCCGAAUUGGAUACCAUGAGCUUCGCGCGCAGUGCGACUUUCACGGAUAGCUGUGGGAGCAUGUUCGAGCGCGAAGUUGACGGGGGCUCAUCCCGCGCGAUAUCGCUUGUGGACGGAGGACCUCGCAGCACGAUUGUGAGAACGACGGUACGCGGGGAAGGGGAAGAGUCAGAUGGCGAACCCGGGGCCGCGUUUGACGAGGAGGGAGAGACUCCGACCACGAAACAUAUCGAUUUGAGCCCGAGUCUGAGCAUGGGCAUCCGUUCUUCGAUGGGCUCAGAGGAGGAACCGGAAGAUGCGCGUGCGAUGGUGGAGAAGGAGGAGGAGAGGCGGUUUCUGCGGGCGUUGGGACUGGAGUUUGGGGAGACUACGCGGGGAGGCAGGUGAAUGAGGCACAUGUUUUACGGGAGGUGCAGAGGUAAAGUUGGUCGUGUUCAUUGCAUUUCAUAUCAGUUUUCGCAAGCAUCGGAUUUUCUCGGUUUGA
Laetiporus sulphureus 93-53 is the source of this 3830-nucleotide messenger RNA. RefSeq lists its product as uncharacterized. The record is from RefSeq and is a predicted model, not a curated record. NCBI's taxonomy places the organism in Eukaryota, Fungi, Basidiomycota, Agaricomycetes, Polyporales, Laetiporaceae. The transcript is spliced from 3 exons. Bases 251 to 3733 code for a protein of 1160 amino acids.